AUGGCUGCUUUACUUGAAAGGUUUGGAACAGACGUCUAUCACAUCGAAUAUCGAGGUAUUUACAGUAAUCAUUUGAUGCAUGGAGUAGUUGCGCUUGUUGGUUUGGGAGCAGCAGAAGCGCGGGUCGAGUCCUUCGUUCAUAGCUACAUCAAACAUCUAGACCCAGUCCCCAAAAUCUCUGAGAAUGUGCAAGUAACAGCGGAAAACCUAAUGACUUUCGCUGGAAAGCGAAGUAAUUUUUUGGAACUCGUCAAGUUCUUCACAAACGAGCUGGAGUCUCUACGCAUGCGCAAAUCUAAUGCCUCCCAAAAUCCCUUGUCUUUACUGUUACAACGACAUGUUCCCUCUCUAGCUGACGGAGGCAUUGGGGCGGCAGCUUUUCAUCCUCUAAUACAUAUUGGGUAUGGACUGAUGCAAAAUACCUCUGGUGACUUCAUUGCGAGCCCUCGAGAUGUCAUUGAUGGUCUUUCCUACAUGGUGUUUUCAUACCGACGCGCAAUCGGAGGCAAAUCAAGUGCCGCAAUUGCAGAGUCAAUCAUAAUAGAACUGGAUAUUAGUAGUGACAGUGGUCACUGGCAAUCAGAAUUCGGAAUCUCCGAUUUGUCUGAUGCACUUCUUGCUGUAGUCUCGGAUUUUCGCUCUGGUCAAAGGGUCCAAAAGGUGUUUAAACAAUUGGCUGAUCUUGCUGCAUCACCCGAGUAUGACUCCAUGGAGCCAGCAUCGAGUUUUGAAAGAGGAACGGCUGCGAUGGGCGACAAUAUGCAGGACUGUCUCGACAGUUGUACUGAGGCAGCAAUGAAACGCUUGCACUCACAGUUUGAAGCAAAAUAUGGCAUAAUGAAAGAGACCUGCCCAUCUUUCAUAACCUACACGAUGAAAGCAAUAGUCGAUGGUGCCAUCGCUUUGUAUGCACAAUCAUCAAAUGGUGACGACUUCUUUCUUCUUCAUGGAGUCACAUCCGUGUGGGCUCUCAGACGAAUGCUUCAAUAUUUUGAUUCUAAUAUCGAGAAAAUCCAAAUACUUGUGGCAUACGUCAAAGCUCUCCUUGCUACUUACGUCACACAGGGAAUGCCAACAUUGAUGGGAGCAUCGAAAUGGACCGAGUCUCUGCCCAGUUGGACGGAUAUCAUCAAGAAAACUGUGGAUAGUAGUGUGGAUGAACACGAAUAUAAGGUCGUCUAUACGUGUCAUGAAGCAGAGAGAGUGUAUGGAUCGCCACCGUCUCAACUGUAUCGGCUCACUGCAGCACAGAAGAUGCGCUUCAUUCCGUGGCCUUGUGUGUGAAGGUCACGAUCACCCAUGGGUGCAUCACUACAUUUUUUGACUAAACGAAUUCUACAACAAAUUAAAAGCCAAUGAGAUUUGAGUAUUCAACGCAUCUAUGAAAGAACAGUGACAAUAGCAAAGUAGUUUUAGGUAUUAAGAUAGCACAAAUAUGACUGACUAUGUAGUGUUGCCCUACCAUCAAUUUAAAUUAAUUCAAUUUUCAUGAUCACAUCUACUAUAAAUUAGAUUCAGUUGGAGAGCUGAUUGAGAUAAAGCUUAAUUUGCUUGGAAAAAUAAAUUUUUCGU
Molecule: messenger RNA, 1572 nt
Organism: Corticium candelabrum
Lineage: Eukaryota; Metazoa; Porifera; Homoscleromorpha; Homosclerophorida; Plakinidae
Exons: 1
Coding region: 1-1284 (427 amino acids)
Molecular function (GO): oxidoreductase activity
Source: RefSeq, a predicted model, not a curated record